Messenger RNA from Nomascus leucogenys (northern white-cheeked gibbon), 3967 nucleotides. It is a transcript of the gene XPOT, whose product is annotated as exportin for tRNA. Gene Ontology annotation, cellular component: nuclear matrix; nuclear pore; cytoplasm. Gene Ontology annotation, biological process: intracellular protein transport; tRNA re-export from nucleus. NCBI's taxonomy places the organism in Eukaryota, Metazoa, Chordata, Mammalia, Primates, Hylobatidae. Gene Ontology annotation, molecular function: tRNA binding; small GTPase binding. The record is from RefSeq and is a predicted model, not a curated record.
GAGUUGUAGGCCUCCGGCCUCAGCCCGCGGGCUGCCGCCUGCACUCUCCAAGAGACUGCUGGCGCCGGCGCCCGCCCGCGCGGCACCGACGCGGGGAGCGCGCUUCGCGCUGACUCAGCGGCGGCGGCGGCGGCGUUAGCCGGCCCUCGCGCUCUUUCCCUUCCUGGGGCGCUGACCCCGCCCGCUUGCUUGCUUGCUUGCUUGCCUGCCUGCCUGCCUGCCCGGCGCCACGCAAGAGAAGGUGCCAGGGGACGCGGAGCGACUAGAGGCGCGCGGUCCCGGCCAGCUCCGUCUCUGGCGUUGGCGCUGCGGCCGUGGCAGAGGACUGCGGCGACAAGGACGAGGGCCGCUCUCCCAGCUCUCUGCGUGCCGCGCCGCUCCGCUCCGCUGGCUGACCAUCUGGAGUGCAGGCUGGGAGGCGGGAUGGAGUGAUAGGGAAGAUGUUUAUAAAUUCUUCUGUGGGAUCAGAGGGCACACCUAUUAUAACCAGAAAACUCCAAGUAUAGCAGCAAGGAUGGAUGAACAGGCUCUAUUAGGGCUAAAUCCAAAUGCUGAUUCAGACUUCAGACAAAGGGCCCUGGCCUAUUUUGAGCAGUUAAAGAUUUCCCCAGAUGCCUGGCAGGUGUGUGCAGAAGCUCUAGCCCAGAGGACAUACAGUGAUGAUCAUGUAAAGUUUUUCUGCUUUCAAGUACUGGAACAUCAAGUUAAAUACAAAUACUCAGAACUAACCACUGUUCAACAACAGCUAAUUAGGGAGACGCUCAUAUCAUGGCUGCAAGCUCAGAUGCUGAAUCCCCAACCAGAGAAGACCUUUAUACGAAAUAAAGCCGCCCAAGUCUUCGCCUUGCUUUUUGUUACAGAGUAUCUCACUAAGUGGCCCAAGUUUUUUUUUGACAUUCUCUCAGUAGUGGACCUAAAUCCAAGGGGAGUAGAUCUCUACCUGCGAAUCCUCAUGGCUAUUGAUUCAGAGUUGGUGGAUCGUGAUGUGGUGCAUACAUCAGAGGAGGCUCGUAGGAAUACUCUCAUAAAAGAUACCAUGAGGGAACAGUGCAUUCCAAAUCUGGUGGAAUCAUGGUACCAAAUAUUACAAAAUUAUCAGUAUACUAAUUCUGAAGUGACGUGUCAGUGCCUUGAAGUAGUUGGGGCUUAUGUCUCUUGGAUAGACUUAUCCCUUAUAGCCAAUGAUAGGUUUAUAAAUAUGCUGCUAGGUCAUAUGUCAAUAGAAGUUCUACGGGAAGAAGCAUGUGACUGUUUAUUUGAAGUUGUAAAUAAAGGAAUGGACCCUGUUGAUAAAAUGAAACUAGUGGAAUCUUUGUGUCAAGUAUUACAGUCUGCUGGGUUUUUCAGCAUUGACCAGGAAGAAGAUGUUGACUUCCUGGCCAGAUUUUCUAAGUUGGUAAAUGGAAUGGGACAGUCAUUGAUAGUUAGUUGGAGUAAAUUAAUUAAGAAUGGGGAUAUUAAGAAUGCUCAAGAGGCACUACAAGCUAUUGAAACAAAAGUGGCACUGAUGUUGCAGCUACUAAUUCAUGAGGAUGAUGAUAUUUCUUCUAAUAUUAUUGGAUUUUGUUAUGAUUAUCUUCAUAUUUUGAAACAGCUUACAGUGCUCUCGGAUCAGCAAAAAGCUAAUGUAGAGGCAAUCAUGUUGGCCGUUAUGAAAAAAUUGACUUACGAUGAAGAAUAUAACUUUGAAAAUGAGGGUGAAGAUGAAGCCAUGUUUGUAGAAUAUAGAAAACAACUGAAGUUACUGUUGGACAGGCUUGCUCAAGUUUCACCAGAGUUACUACUGGCCUCUGUUCGCAGAGUUUUUAGUUCUACACUGCAGAACUGGCAGACUACACGGUUUAUGGAAGUUGAAGUAGCAAUAAGAUUGCUGUAUAUGUUGGCAGAAGCUCUUCCAGUAUCUCAUGGUGCUCACUUCUCAGGUGAUGUUUCAAAAGCUAGUGCUUUGCAGGAUAUGAUGCGAACUCUGGUAACAUCAGGAGUCAGUUCCUAUCAGCAUACAUCUGUGACGUUGGAGUUCUUCGAAACUGUUGUUAGAUAUGAAAAGUUUUUCACAGUUGAACCUCAGCACAUUCCAUGUGUACUAAUGGCUUUCUUAGAUCACAGAGGUCUGCGGCAUUCCAGUGCAAAAGUUCGGAGCAGGACAGCUUACCUGUUUUCUAGAUUUGUCAAAUCUCUCAAUAAGCAAAUGAAUCCUUUCAUUGAGGAUAUUUUGAAUAGAAUACAAGAUUUACUAGAGCUUUCUCCACCUGAGAAUGGCCACCAGUCCUUACUGAGCAGCGAUGAUCAACUUUUUAUUUAUGAGACAGCUGGAGUGCUGAUUGUUAAUAGUGAAUACCCGGCAGAAAGGAAACAAGCCUUAAUGAGGAAUCUGUUGACUCCACUAAUGGAGAAGUUUAAAAUUCUGUUAGAAAAGUUGAUGCUGGCACAAGAUGAAGAAAGGCAAGCCUCUCUAGCAGACUGUCUCAACCAUGCUGUUGGAUUUGCAAGUCGAACCAGUAAAGCUUUCAGCAACAAACAGACUGUGAAACAAUGUGGCUGUUCCGAAGUUUAUCUGGACUGUUUACAGACGUUCUUGCCAGCCCUCAGUUGUCCCUUACAAAAGGAUAUUCUCAGAAGUGGAGUCCGUACUUUCCUUCAUCGAAUGAUUAUUUGCCUGGAGGAAGAAGUUCUUCCAUUCAUUCCAUCUGCUUCAGAACAUAUGCUCAAAGAUUGUGAAGCAAAAGAUCUCCAGGAGUUCAUUCCUCUUAUCAACCAGAUUACGGCCAAAUUCAAGAUACAGGUAUCCCCGUUUUUACAACAGAUGUUCAUGCCCCUGCUUCAUGCAAUUUUUGAAGUGCUGCUCCGGCCAGCAGAAGAAAAUGACCAGUCUGCUGCUUUAGAGAAGCAGAUGUUGCGGAGGAGUUACUUUGCUUUCCUGCAAACAGUCACAGGCAGUGGGAUGAGCGAAGUUAUAGCAAAUCAAGGUGCAGAGAAUGUAGAAAGAGUGUUGGUUACUGUUAUCCAAGGAGCAGUUGAAUAUCCAGAUCCAAUUGCACAGAAAACAUGUUUUAUCAUCCUCUCAAAGUUGGUAGAACUCUGGGGAGGUAAAGAUGGACCAGUGGGAUUUGCUGAUUUUGUUUAUAAGCACAUUGUCCCCGCAUGUUUCCUAGCACCUUUAAAACAAACCUUUGACCUGGCAGAUGCACAAACAGUAUUGGCUUUAUCUGAGUGUGCAGUGACACUGAAAACAAUUCAUCUCAAACGGGGCCCAGAAUGUGUUCAGUAUCUUCAACAAGAGUACCUGCCCUCCUUGCAAGUAGCUCCAGAAAUAAUUCAGGAGUUUUGUCAAGCGCUUCAGCAGCCUGAUGCUAAAGUUUUUAAAAAUUACUUAAAGGUGUUCUUCCAGAGAGCAAAGCCCUAAGGACUGGAUUUCCCUGUGCCUACUUCAUGAUCAGGAAUUCCAGUUAAUUUAUAAAGAGGCGAUUUUUGUGUGCCAUUCACAAUGGUCUUUUUCACAUUGUUUUGAGCUUACUGCAGUAUAUGUUUUGGGAUUUUUCUGUAAAAUGGGUGUAAUUUUCCUAAUACAGGUAUGUAACAACAAAAGAAGUUGCCUGCAUGCCAGUCCAAAUUGUUCUGUAUAAAGAUGCUCUUAAAAGACACAAGAGUUAUCCUAGAACCUUAAUUCUUUUUUAUUUGAAAUUUUAAGUCAAGUCCUUUAUAAAGACCAUAGCAGUGGAAAACAGUGUACUUUUUAAAAAAAUUGCUGAAUAUAAAAUGUUUGAAAAUUUUCUUUAUGUGUGAAGACACAUAAAGUAUGGGGGAAGACAACAAUCAAAACUAACUUUUUGUAGAUAGCCAUUUCAUUUCUUUAAACUGUUUCAAUGCCAAUAUGUAUUCUACAAAAGAGAAUGGUUUUAGGCUCCAGUGUUAUACUUUUUUUUAUAUAUAUAUAUAAAAAUAAAUUUUACGUAGUGAAAUCUACCAA